Molecule: messenger RNA, 6002 nt
Organism: Prinia subflava (tawny-flanked prinia)
Lineage: Eukaryota; Metazoa; Chordata; Aves; Passeriformes; Cisticolidae
Gene: USP3
Product: ubiquitin specific peptidase 3
Exons: 15
Coding region: 1042-2595 (517 amino acids)
Biological process (GO): protein deubiquitination
Cellular component (GO): nucleus; cytoplasm
Molecular function (GO): cysteine-type deubiquitinase activity; zinc ion binding
Source: RefSeq, a predicted model, not a curated record
UUCUGUUUGAAAAGGAACUGCAUAUUGGUAUUGCAAAUUGCUGAGUAAUCAAACUGUUAUUCUGCAUUGUCUGGUAAAGCGUAACACAACAUCUGUACUUUUAUUACCAGUUAAAGGUUACAGUUAUAGAGUAGGAAAUUCAGUAACAAGCUAAAUUUGACGCCAGGUAACUCUUUAAAAAAAAAAAAAAAAAAAGAUGGCACAUGCCUCAGGCCGUGCAUCUUACAGAACAGAACACUGGACGACAGGAUGGACAUGAGCUGGCAAUCAGUGCAUGCAGCUGCAAGGGAUGGUCCGAAGUUUCAUCUGCCUCAUGACCAUUGUAAGGACAGAGACUGACACCCUAAAAAAGAACCCCCCCAACACAUGGACCCUGACCCGGACUGAGCUGGGAUGUCUGCCAGGUUUCACCCGCGGGUGUGACCAGGAACUGGUCCCAUGGGAACCCGUGCAGGAACAAUGGGACGUCACGGUGGACUGACUGUGCUCACUGCCAGACUGGUGUGUCCUGUACCUUUGCUGUACCUUUGCCAUACCUGUCCAGAUCUCCCCCACCUUUUGGCCAGCUGUGUGUUGCUCUGAAAAGACUGUAAGAAGCCCCCACAAGUUUGCCAAGACUCUGAGAUCUCCCUGAUGGAAGAAGACAGAUCUAUUGGCAGAGGACCACGAGGAUUUCGUCUCUCCAUUGCUAGCUAUUUCCCCCCCCUUCUUUUUCUCUCUAUCCUUUGUUUCUUUUUUCCUCUUCAUCGCAUACUGAUGUUGUUGGCGCUCAAUAAAAGUGCACUGCUGAUGUGAUCUAUUUGAAGUCCCCUUGUGUGUCUUUUGCACUUUGAGAUUAAAAACGAACCAUCACGAUCUUAGCCUGUGUUGGUUCGAUCAUGGCACAGCCCAGAAAGGCAGACGCGUCCCGGGCUGCAGGGGAGGGCGGAUUCUGCCCCACCCAGGCGAGACCUCACCCUCAGAGCUGCCUCCAGGCCUGGGGGCUCAGCACAGGAAGGUUGUGGAGCUGCUGGAGUGAGGCCGGAGGAGGCCACCAAGUUGAUGAGAGGGGUGGAGCAGCUCUGCUGUGAAGAAAGGCUGACAGAACUGAGGAUUGUUCAGCCAGGAGAAGACAAGCUUCGGGUGUGCCGGUCAAAUAAAAGUCCCUGGGUCUGUCUGACGUGUUCAAGUGUCCAUUGUGGAAGAUAUGUGAAUGGCCAUGCAAAAAAGCAUUAUGAAGAUGCACAGAUUCCUGUGACCAAUCAUAAGAAAACAGAAAAACAGGAUAAAGUUCAGCAUACUGUGUGUAUGGAUUGCAGUAGUUACAGUACAUACUGUUACCGCUGUGAUGAUUUUGUAGUCAAUGAUACCAAGCUGGGCCUGGUACAGAAGGUCAGAGAGCACCUACAGAACUUGGAAAAUUCAGCCUUUACAUCAGACAGACAUAGGAAAAGAAAACUAUUGGAAAAUUCAUCUCUGAACAGCAAAUUAUUGAAAGUAAAUGGAAGCACCACUGUCCUUUGUGCCACGGGCCUUCGGAACUUGGGGAACACUUGUUUCAUGAAUGCAAUCCUUCAGUCACUCAGUAACAUUCAGCAGUUUUGCUGUUACUUCAAAGAGUUGCCUGCGGUGGAGCUGAGGAAUGGGAAAACGGCAGGGCGGCGAACUUACCACACCAGGAGCCAGGGGGAUAACAACGUUUCACUUGUGGAAGAAUUCAGAAAGACACUCUGUGCUUUAUGGCAAGGAAGCCAAACUGCGUUUAGUCCAGAGUCUUUAUUUUACGUUGUUUGGAAAAUAAUGCCAAAUUUUAGGGGAUACCAGCAACAGGAUGCCCAUGAGUUCAUGCGUUACCUUUUGGACCAUCUACACCUGGAACUUCAGGGUGGCUUCAAUGGUGUUUCACGUUCAGUAAUCUUGCAAGAAAGUUCUAACCUGUCUGCAAGCAACAAAUGUUGCAUAAAUGGAGCGUCUACGGUUGUCACCACCAUUUUUGGAGGCAUUCUUCAAAAUGAAGUCAACUGCCUAAUAUGUGGGACUGAAUCUAGAAAGUUUGACCCAUUCCUAGACCUUUCGCUAGAUAUUCCAAGUCAGUUCAGAAAUAAACGUACUAAAAACCAAGAGAGUGGACCAAUGUGCACGCUACGAGAUUGUCUUCGCAGUUUUACAGACCUGGAAGAACUUGAUGAGACAGAGCUAUACAUGUGUCACAAAUGCAAAAAGAAACAGAAGUCCACCAAAAAAUUCUGGAUUCAGAAACUACCAAAGGUGCUAUGCUUACACUUGAAACGCUUUCACUGGACAGCAUAUCUGAGAAACAAAGUUGAUACUUAUGUUGAGUUUCCCUUGCGAGGCCUAGACAUGAAAUGCUACUUGUUAGAGCCUGAAAACAGUGGCCCAGAGAGCUGCCUGUAUGACCUCGUGGCUGUGGUUGUCCAUCAUGGCUCAGGCGUUGGCUCUGGCCACUACACGGCGUACGCGGCGCACGAGGGCCGCUGGUUCCACUUCAACGACAGUACUGUAACCCUGACCGACGAGGAGACCGUGGGCAAGGCCAAGGCCUACAUCCUCUUCUACGUGGAGCGCCAAGCCAAGGCCGGAGCAGAGAAACUUUAAUACCUCCUUUGCAUUCUUACUUAUCAACCACCGGACAAACAUUUCCAUUUCUCCAUAAAUACUUGAUCCAAGACUUAUUAAUUUCAUUGUGCACUUUGCAAUUUCCUCUUGUGGGUUUUUGUUUUGUUGUGUCAAUGGUAGCAUUUGACUUACUGAACUUGGACACAAACUAACUUUUUUUUAGUUAUACCAGAAAACCUCAGCAGAUUUUGAUUUGCUGCUUUAGUUGUGAUAACUCAAUUUUUAUAUAUAUAGUUUCAUGAAAUAGUUACUUGACUUUUUUAUAUUAAUGUUUUUAGUUCUCACUUUCUAAAGGCACAUUUACAUCAAAAAAACUCUCUCCUCCUUUCAAGCAAGAUAAAUGUGCUUUUGAUCCUGAAGAGCAAUACAACUGUUAUGUAGGUAUGAUUCAAUCUCUUUAAAUCAAGGAAUUGUUUGCACGUACUAUUUUCCCUCGUGCAAGAAACUUAAACAGUGCCCUCUGACCAGUGCUAUUUGUCUGCAGAACAGAGGUGAUGUGGCAUCGUUAAAUAGACCAGGUAAUUGCUGCUAUAUUGGUGUAUAUACAGGCCGGUGAAUUUCAGGAAUCGUUGUAAAUAAAGAGUUGGUCCAAUUGUAUCGAUACUGCAAUUUAAUUCAAGUACUGCUUAGAUAUGCUCUGCCCCCUACCCCUGCAAAUUUGAAACAAUUACCUUCUAAUUACCUGUCUAAAUUACGUAUAGCUUUAUGGUUUUUUUAACUGAAUCUGAAUUGUAUUAGACAUCUCUUGGUUUAGACUGUCAUCUUGAAAUUUGAUCAUGAACACUUACGUGCUUGAAAAUUGGGGUGACUUCCUGGUAGUAGAAUCCCAAGUUUGUCCUUAGUUCCUGGUGGGAAUUGGAAGUACAGCCCCAAGGGCUGGGGUUUGUGAGAAAGGCGUAGGUCUAAAUGCAGCUCUGCUCCGUGGCUACAGUUCACUUGGAAGCAGGAGACAGAUGGUGUUGCAGGUGCUUUGCAUGGAAUUUUUCUAUCAGGGAAGAUUCCCAGUAUCUCACAGCAGAGCCCUCAGAGGGGAGGUGCCUGUGACUGGCGCAGGCUUAAGGAGCCUGAGCUCGGGGAGCUCCUUUGGCAUUUACACGGUGGCCCAGGGUGGUUUUUUGUCCAGUCUGUAGAUGAACACCUGAGGCAUGGUGCAGUUUCUAAAACCUGGCUAUGUCAUGGAGAAAUACUAUGCUAAAAUAACCCAAAGCAGUUUUAGCUCUACUGCUGAUGAGUGAAGUCAGCUACUAUUGGGAAAGGCAGACAGGAAGACCACUACUGCAAAAGCCAGGACUCUGACAGAAAACAUGAAAAUUGAGAAAUGUUACAUUUCAGAUCUGUUCCCUCAGUCUGUCCUUUCUAGCUUUGGCUAGACCUUGUGCCAAACAAAGAACUGGACACUCCUUAAAGCUCAUUAAGAGAAUACAGUUCGUGGAGAGUUCCACCAGCAAACAGCAGCUCUUAGUUGUGUUAACAGAGAAUGCAGUUGUCUGAAAACACACAAGAACUCCAGCUGUGAGUCCUAUUUUAGUUAAUUGAGGGGGCUGGAGUGGAGCCCAGAGCAGCCUGCAGUACAGGGAGUGCACAGUAGGGCCUUGCCCUGGGGUACACAGGCCAGGGGAAGGACAAAUCACAGUCAGGUGUUUGGUACAGGGCCUUUCUUGAGAUCUUGGUCUCAACCAGGAAAGGGCAAAAGGGAAAAAUUGGCUUAAUCUAAAACUGCAGAAAUCGUUCAGCAUAGCUAAUGGGUUUUGAAUAUGUGCACAGGUUUAGACUAUAGAGUAAUUUGAUGCAGUGACAUAUUUUAUAAGGAUGUUGUCUUCUAUUUAAGUUGAACAAUAAAUACGACUUGUAAUUGCUUUAAGCUGUAACUAGUUUGUCACCUUCCCUUCCUUACACGCAGAGCCUUUCUUCUAAUAAAGAGAAUAGGUUGCUGAUAUUUACACGAGCAGAAAAUGGGAAAGGGAAAGCAUCGUACCACAUCCCUGCUCUUCCUGCUGCUCACAGGGAGCUGUGCAGAUGCCACCUCUAGCUGUGUUUUCUCUGCAUGCUGCUUGCACAGGAUUUCUUUAGAAUUUACCUUUGAGACUGCCAAGCUUAAAAUACACAACCAUCUCUGGGCCAGCAGCAGUUGAACUUAGAAUAGUCAGGUGUAUGCAGUGUUCUUGCAAAACAAUGAUGUAAAUGUGCCUUUCUGUAUUUUUAGAAAUUUAAAUAAUCUUCAGCAACAUUCACUUAUUUUAAUCAACUUCUACGUGUCAGCAAUUGUUUGAGUCAGAGUUAUAUUCUCGGUUGAGCAUUUUCUUUCAGUCCCAUUUGCUGUUUCCCACACAGCUCCUGGGUAGUGGUGUGGCCAGCCUGGGAACACAAUGCAAUCACAGCAGGCUGUCCUUGGAGCAGGUGCUGCUCAGGACCCAGCCAUAUGCUUUGCUGGAACAAGUACAUUGUAAAUCCUUUCCUAAUUUAACUUUCUCCCACUGCAAACCCUGAUGGACAGUAUGAACAGUUUGUUGUGGCAACACAAGUAUUUCUCUUCCUGGUGGAGAACUUUGCUUAUCCACUGUAUUCUAUUCAGUGUGGUGUCUGAAAAAAAAAAAAAAGUAACUGAGCACUGAACCAGUAACAUAUACUGCACCUGGCCUAGUAUUACCUUUUUAACUUAGCUUGUAUAGCCUAUAUUUAUCUACUAGUGGGGGGGGGAAUAUCUCUUUCAUUUAAGCCAAAUGUUUCUUUUCUACUUAACUGCUCAUCAUAGUACACACUAGCUGGCAAGAAUUUUUUUUCUUGCUUGACACUGCUCUGCAAGCAGAAACUGUUCUCUACAGUUCAAGGACUUGCAUCUUUUUCGCCAAAAUGUGUCCAAUCAAAGGCUGUCCUUUUCUUAGUGAUUGUUUAGCCACGUAUACAACUGGAGCCAAGAUUUAUGUCAAUCAAAACUGCAAAAUGUCCAGCUCCUAAAUGUCAGCAAGAGAGGAGAGUUUAAAAGUUUGAGGCAGGUAGAGACAGUGGACUUGUAUCAAAAGCCAGGAGGCCAUUUAUGAAGAUUUUACUAAAUCAAUGGGAAGUGUAACACGUGAUGUUCAGAAGUUCCCCGGCAAUGUUUCAUUACUGAUGUGUCUGUGUCCUACUGAUGCGGUAAUGGGCACCUUGACAGCCAAUUCCAACGUGCUUUAGGAUAUUCUGAAGUACUGUAGUGCCAUAGUUGUAACUGUUUACCAUUAAAAUCUUGUGUGUAAUUUUCAUUGAGGAUUACUGACUGUGCUCAUCUUGUGUGUUCUGGAGCAUUUCCAGGAUGAAUGGGAAUUAUAGCUUAUCGCACUGUGUUUAUGGAAAAUGUGCCAUUAAAGUGUCUCCUUUCCUUAGAAAAUAAAACCUCUCUUGCCCUUCUA